Molecule: messenger RNA, 3978 nt
Organism: Metarhizium acridum CQMa 102
Lineage: Eukaryota; Fungi; Ascomycota; Sordariomycetes; Hypocreales; Clavicipitaceae
Biological process (GO): cytoplasmic microtubule organization; establishment of mitotic spindle orientation; nuclear migration involved in conjugation with cellular fusion
Cellular component (GO): microtubule plus-end; cell tip; cytoplasm
Molecular function (GO): microtubule plus-end binding
Source: RefSeq, a predicted model, not a curated record
AUGCCGGACUUUAAGCCUGGCCAGAUAGUCCAGCUGAGCGACGGCCGCAAGGCAACGGUUCGAUUUGCCGGCCAGACCAACUUCCAGGUUGGCGAGUGGAUUGGCGUUGAACUUGAGGACAAGACUGGAAAGAAUGAUGGCAGCGUUCAGGGAGUCAGGUACUUUGAUUGCCCCGCGGGCUACGGCAUGUUUGUCAAGCCCAUGAUGGCGACAAUCAUUGCACAGGCUCCAAGUACCAAGCCGGUUGGCCGCAAACCAGCGCGCCCAAGCAGCUUUCAUCCGGCAUCGGUCAAGGCUGCUCCCAGCGGGGAUGUUGCGCUAGCCAAGCGGAGGAGUUUGAACGCUCCCAGUCCCAGUCCAGUUCCCAAGUCUCGUCCUACCAGUCUUGUGAGGUCUCCCGCAAAGUCUCCAACAAAGCAGCUCAGCGCCGCAUCCAGUGCUUCUGCUUCUCGAACCGGCACGCCUUCAAAUGCACGAGUUUCAUCAGCAUCUGCGGUUGGAGCCGCCCGAGCUAGAACAUCCGUCAGUGGACAGCGAACUUCGAUGGGACCGCCGGCCGUCCCUGCUUCGCGAACAGCACGAGUAUCGUCAAUAUCCUCUACAACAGCCCGCGCCAGCGGAGCUCGUCCCCCCCAAUCUAUGCGUACUGUUUCACGACCAGACUCUGGACGUCGGCCGUCGGCCGAUUCACAAGCGGGGCGUGACAGUGGUUCAGCCGAUGAUACUGGUCCAGGUUCUCCCAUUAAGAGUGAUGGGGAGAUUCUGUCACCGCAGCCUACGAGUCCAGUGGCAGGAAGGGCAAAAGCUCUCAAAAAAAUUGCCGCUGCUACGUCUCCUGGAACGUCAUCUACUCCCCCACUGUCAAAACGGACAACUGCUGCUGUUACGACCCAAAGAUCUGCUCCGAACUCCGCCUUGAAUCGCGAAAAUGAGGAUUUGAAAGCGAAGCUCAAAGUGCUUGAACGUAAGCGCCUCGAGGACAGGGACAAACUAAACCAACUGGAUAGGGUCCAAAGUGAACGAGACAAGUUUGAGGGCAUUAUCCAGAAACUCCAACAAAAAUACCAACCCCAGCAACAAGAGAAUGCGGAGCUGCGAAAACAAAUGAAGGAGGCGGAAGCCAGAUUUAUAUCCAUCGAAAAGGAGCAGGCAGAUCUCGAGGCUGAGCUUGAACUGUCUGUAGUCAACAGGCAGAUUGCUGAGUUGGAUCUUGAAGACUCGCAGUCGCAGGUAGAGGCGCUGAAACUGAAAACAGAAGAGUUGGAGCUCAAGGUUGAACUUCUUGAAGCCGAGAACUCUGAUUAUUGCAAAGGAAUGUCACCGGAAGAACGCGCCAGUGCUGGCUGGAUGCAGAUGGAGAGCGCAAAUGAGCGGCUGCGUGAGGCCUUGAUAAGGUUGCGCGACAUAACACAAGAUCAAGAGAAAGAACUGCGGGACCAGAUCGCUGGACUCGAGGAAGAUAUCAAGGAGCUCGGGCCAGUCAAGGAACAGCACGAUUUGACAAAAGAGAAACUGGCCCGAUCUGAACAGGUCGUUGAACAGCUUAAGGAACAACUUAACGACGCUCUUGGGGCCCAGAGUAUGAUUGAAGAAUUGUCUGAACAAAACAUGGAUAUGUCUUCAAUGAUAGAAAAACUCAAACUCGAGAUUACAGAGCUUGAGACUCUAAAAGAGAUCGACGAUGAAUUGGAAGCUAAUCAUGUGCAGCUGGAGAAGCAGAUGCAGGAAGAGUUGGACAUUAGAGACACUAUUAUCUCGGAACAAGUACAAAGGGCUGGAAGACAACAAGCGGAGCUUGACGAUAGGGCGCACACGAUAUUACGAUUCCGAGAACUUGUGGAAAGCUUGCAGGCUGAUUUGGAUGACAUGAGAGCCUCGCAGGCGGUAACCGAAGGCGAAUCGGAGAAACUGAAUGACCGCUCAAGAGCCAUGAUGGAUUUGAACAUGAAGCUUCAAAUCUCCGUCGCAAAGGCACAAGUCAAGACCAUCGAUUUGGAGCUUCGCCACCUCGAUGCCCAGGAAGCAGAGCAACAUCUCGAGAUUGUCAAGCUAUUCCUCCCCGACACGUAUCGGGAAGACCAGGACUCGGUUCUUGCAUUGCUUCGGUUCCGAAGAUUGGCAUUCAAGGCAAAUCUCGUCAAUGGACUUAUCAAAGAGCGUAUCAAUGGGCAGCCCCGACCCGGCCAUGAAGAUGACUUACUUGCUGGAUGUGAUGCAGUUGACAAGCUGGUGUGGGUGGCGGCAGUGUGUGAUCGCUUCAUCAACGACAUUAGUCACUGCACCACUGAGCAAUUCUCGGCAUAUCAGAACUCCUUGCUCGAGCUCGAGCCCGUUGAGCGCGCGUUGAACAGCUGGAUUGAUGGUCUUCGUCGUGACGAUCUCAAGGAAAAGAAGUGCGCUGAAGAGCUGCAACGAACAAUUGCCCUCAUGUCACAUUUGGCAGAGGUGCAUAUCUCCAACGGCCUUCCUAGUUUUGCCGACUAUGUAUACAUGUCGUCUUUAGUUGUGCAAAGCCACCUCGACUCGGCUGCAAUAGCCUUCAAUACAAUAAGAGCCAUGGUUCAGCGCGCAAUUCCUUCUGAAGCUGAAGGCAAUGAGAUGAACCAGCUCUUUGCGAAAAAGUUUGACAUGGCCAUAACACAAACAAGAAGCACCAAGGUCAUUGCUGGUAAAGCGGUUCGUGCCUUGGAGGAUUUGAAGACCCGCUCGCUCUCACUACUCCCGGAUACGAAACCGGUUUUUGAGCAAUGCGAGCAUAACAGCCGAGAGCUGGCAAACAUAGCCCGAGCUAUUGGCAACCACAUUCACUUGCUGCUUACCCAAGAUGAAGGACGGGCGGAGCCGUUCACGUACGGCGAGAUUCAGAGCGCCAUUCACCAAGCUGUGUUGGAUGCUACCUCUGCCUCCGAAUCCGAAACGUUCUCUGCGUACUUUGCCAAGUUGCGCAUAGUGACUGGUCAGAUCAACGACGUGGCUGCUCUAGCAACGGACCUCGACCAGACCGAAGAGUUUGACGUUCAUCCUGCGCCAUGGAAACUGCGGUCUCAAGAGCUCAAGGUGCUCAAGACAGUACCCGCCGACGCCGAAGAAGAGCUCCGGCGCCUUAGGGAGGAACACAACGAAGCUCGGAGAACAAUUGCCCAGCGGGAUGAGCACCUCAGCACCGCUGUUCUCAAGAUUGACACACUCGAGUCACGCAUGCGCGAUGCUCAGGCUAAUAUUGAACGCAUUAGCAGUCUCCAGAAGCAACUCGAGGCAUCUGGUGAACAAGUCACCAUCCUCAAAGAGGACAUUGAGAAACAAGAUCGAGAACUCAAGGGCCUUGAGUCUGAGCGUGACAAAUGGAAGAAGAUUGCAAGCGACAGCCGAGCCUAUGCAGAUGGUGCGGAUGCGGCUGGUAUGAAGGCCGGCCAAGAGCGGGCAGUGGCAACUGCUCACGAGAUGGAUGCCCUGAAGAAGGACAUUGAAGGCCUACAGUCAGCUGUGCGAUACUUGCGAGAAGACAACCGUCGGGCACGAAUGACUGAACAGCAGAAUUACGACUGGCUGGCAGAGCCGCUCAAGAAACCUACAAGCACAAGAGAACAGCGCAAAGCACUCGUCGUCGCAGAAGCCAAGGAUGUCCUGGGCGAGCUCGUCAAGAUGGCCACAACGUCCAAGAUAUUUGACUUUGGCACACUGCCCAAGGACAAGCUCGCGUGGAAGCCUGCCAAGUCUACCCCUCAAUAUCUCGCCGCUAAGCAGAUGGAAGACUUUGCCGCCUGGAAUGCCUGGCAACGCUCCGUUCUUCGAAAGUCAUCCAUGCUACGCACGCCCGAUGUCGGCAAGGGCCUUCUUCGGAACCCAGCUGCGCAGCUGCAAAUACGACUGCCUGGGCCCGAUGGCAAGAUAAAGACCGGAUCAGCACUUGGCUGUGACGUUCAGGUUGUGGGGUCUCGGGAAUGGGAGGCACUACAGAGCAGUAGGAUUGCUGUGUAG